AUUUUUGGUUAUAUAUACUAAAAAAAUAGCUGAAUACAUUUUGGCCAAUAUUUAUGAAGAAAGAUGACUUAUUUGCAAAAUGUUAAAAGAAAAACACUUUUUUUUUUCAAAAUGUUUAGACUUUUUAAUUUAUAUAGCGAAAAAAUUAAAAUCCCAGUGGUGAAUAAAUACCACCAAAAGAAAGCUCUAUCUGUCUCACAAAAUUAUAAAAAUUUUGUUUGGGUACAGUGUUGCAUUGCCAUUCAAAAUGCAACAGCACUGAAAGCUGAAAAUUGGCCUGGGCAGGAAGGGGGUGAAAGGGCCCGGGAGGCAAGUGGUUAA
Messenger RNA from Staurois parvus, 321 nucleotides. Lineage: Eukaryota; Metazoa; Chordata; Amphibia; Anura; Ranidae. The record is from the annotation of a GenBank genome assembly.